AUGGACCCCUCCAAGGAGGCCCCUCGGGCUGAUACGCUCGCGCGGGUCCACGAUAACGAUCGUGACAAUACGGCGACGACGACGACCCCUUCCCAAUAUGAUUUGGCGGACUCUUUGAAUCGCCUGACUCUGGCAAACGCAGCGGCCAUUCCCUUACCUCCAUCGCCGUCGAGAUCACCUCCUCACGAUGUCUCGUUGCGACCAAGUCUCCCCAUCGCAAUCGCAGUUGAUCGCGCGCCAACCCCGAUUCGCGCCUCCAGCUCCAGUUCAACUUCACUGCGAGACGAACACGGUAGAACGGUCCCAGUCCUUCAGAAGCGACCUUCUGCUACAUCUUUGCGAUCUGUAUCCCAGCCUGCAGCUCCCAAAAUCACAAGUGCCAACGUGCCUGAACCAAAACGAACCCCCAGCUUCACUUCUCUACGUGACGAGCGUCGCAAAUCGAUUCCCACCCUUCAGAAACGCACAUCUACAACGUCUCUGAGAUCAACUGCUCCUCCUUCCCCAAUCCCAGUCUCCUCUCGUCGCUCUUCUACCAACUACCCUGCUUCACCAACACCCUCUACUUCGCCUGCGAUGGCUUCACGCCUGGCACCCCCCCCACCGGAGGCGCAAGCCCCAACAGCUGCUUCAGUGGCUGCAGAGCACUUCCAGAAAGAAAUAGAGCUGCACCAGAUUGUGGAUCUCAAGUCCAACACUGUUGUGGUGGUUCAUGAUGCCUGCUACGGACACCGAUUCUCACGCCCCCGCGCCUCCAAGGCUGUUCUUUCUUCAAUCGUGGAGAGACCUGAGCGCAUUCGUGCCUGUGUACAGGGAAUUUCCGCGGCAUACGUGCUUAUGGGCCGUCGACACGAAGGAGAACGCUUUGCGCUCCGGCCUGAUCUAGAUCUAUCUCUGCUUCCUCCCCCGCCUUUCCAGAUUCGCAAGACAUCGCGCUCACUGCCACUUCACGAUCUUGCUGUUACGAAUGUCCAUGGUACUCAGUGGAUGGCUGAUUUGAAGAGUAUGUGUGAUACCGCGGAGUCACGCCUCGCGCUGGGUUCUAAGGAACUCGAUCGCCCGCGCACUGAGGGCAUCGAUGGUACCGUUAAAGGGCCAGAACUCCACUCUGGUGAUCUCUACCUCUGCUCUGAAUCUCUGGAUGCAUUCCAGGGUGCUUUGGGUGGUGUAUGCGACGGGAUCGAUGCUGUUUUUGGCCAAGGUCCGACUACGCGGGCCUUUGUUUGCAUUCGACCACCGGGUCACCACUGCUCCGCCGACUACCCUUCUGGCUUUUGCUGGAUCAACAAUGUUCUUGUUGGAACCUCUUACGCGGCAAUCAAUCACGGACUGACUCAUGCUGCUAUUCUGGAUUUCGAUCUCCACCAUGGUGAUGGGUCUCAGGAUAUCGUGUGGAACCGCAACUACCAGGCAUCGAUGGCUGCGAAGAAUGCGCCAGCCUACAAGAAAACCGUGAUUGGAUACUACAGCCUCCAUGACAUCAACUCCUACCCCUGCGAGAACGGCGAACCGGACAAAGUGCGCAACGCAAGCGUCUGCGUUGACAGUUCGCACGGCCAGUCUGUCUGGAAUGUCCACCUGGAGACAUGGGAGACCGAAGCCGAAUUUUGGGAAUUGUACCGGACCAAGUACAUUACCCUGAUCAACAAAGCACGCAACUUCCUGCGAGCUCAAUCUCAGCGACUCGCCCACAAUCCCGGCGGACCUACUCCCAAGGCCGCCAUCUUCAUUUCGGCCGGUUUCGAUGCCAGCGAAUGGGAAGGCGUUGGCAUGCAGCGACACAAAGUCAACGUUCCAACCGAGUUCUAUGCUCGGUUCACAGCUGAUGUUGUGCGCAUGUCCCAGGAGGAGGGCCUUGGAGUGGAUGGACGCGUGAUCAGCGUGUUGGAAGGCGGUUACAGUGACCGAGCUUUGACAAGCGGUGUCCUCAGCCACCUUGCCGGACUUGGCGAUGCGAAUCCAUCGCUGGACGUGUCUGUUUCGACUGAGAUGGAAUAUGAGAGCAAGUGGUGGUCCGCAGAUCACCUCACUGAGCUAGAGACUCUCACAUCCCCACAGAUCAAGCGAGAGAAGACAUCACCCACCUUCCUCGCAUCAACAAAGGCAUUCGAUGCCAAAGUUCUCUCCACAGCUCGGGAUCGCAAACCAUUCGGUCCCUACACUCCAGGCACGACCCCUCUUCCAGAGGUUAACUGGGCGACGGCAGCACACGAGCUGUCCAAGAUUCUCACCCCCGACGAGGGCCGCCAGACAAUGAGCUAUAGAUUUGAGGAUCUAAAUGCCGAGGCCUCUCGUCGGCGCCGUGAGCGCCAGUUAACCCUGGAAGGAAUGAAAAUCGCGGCCCUUCCAACUCCCGCUCCUCCUCAUGAGGAAAGACGUCAGCUGCGCAUGCGAAAGGCCAAGUCUCCUGCUCCGUUUUCACCGAGAGGGCCGACGCCGAAACAGACCCUGCGCAAGAAUCGUCGCCAGACGCUUGAUGGCGGCGAUUUGCCAGGGACGUCGGGAGAGGUGUCUCCAUCUGUGGGUGCAAGCCGCAGGAAAAACACCACCAAUACAAGCACGAUCUCAACUGAGCCCAUCACUAUGGGGGAUUUGAGUAGUGCACAAGGUGGACUCCUGCUGGCCUCUGCACCCACGGCGACACCUAGGAAGGUUGUGGGCGGGAGAAAGAUGAUUGGGCGAGGGGAUACCCCGAGACGUUCCGCAAGUCCCGGAAAGGAACCCCCAGUGCCCAAGGUGCCAUCGGCUUAUCUGGCGAAGCCUUCGGAUGAUGCCACGGUUACAGAACCUGUCCGUGAAGUCCAGAACAUCUCCGUUGGUCUUCAAAGGAUCAAGCUUAAGCUGCCAACCCCAGAAGAGCAGGCAGCUCGCGAGAAGAAGGCGGCCGAGACGCGCAAGCUUGCCACGGCCAAGUCCAAGGCUCCGAAGUCUCCUGGCCGAAAGGCCGGCAGUACUCGGACGCCCCGUGGCAAGGCAUCGGCUGGCCGCCCCUUCGUUCCUUCGGGUAGUUCACAUGAGCAAGAACUGCCCGAGGCGCAAGCUGCCUCUCUUCUGGGGGAGCCCGAAGAUUCCAGCAUGGAGGACGUGACCAUGCAGGACUUUGGGUGGCAGUAG
Molecule: messenger RNA, 3114 nt
Organism: Penicillium cataractarum
Lineage: Eukaryota; Fungi; Ascomycota; Eurotiomycetes; Eurotiales; Aspergillaceae
Product: histone deacetylase hosB
Exons: 1
Coding region: 1-3114 (1037 amino acids)
Cellular component (GO): nucleus
Molecular function (GO): histone deacetylase activity
Source: RefSeq, a predicted model, not a curated record